This is a messenger RNA of Echinostoma caproni, 3939 nucleotides long. NCBI's taxonomy places the organism in Eukaryota, Metazoa, Platyhelminthes, Trematoda, Plagiorchiida, Echinostomatidae. The record is from the annotation of a GenBank genome assembly.
AUGAUGCCCAUCACGUCAUACACAUCCGUCGGAAUUCCCGGGAGCACUCCUUCUUGCUCUAUGCCCAAUGCCAUGUUCACGCCAAGCAUGUUAACUCCACCAGGUCAACCGCAACAACUUCAUCCGGGCCCGGGUCCGCAGCAGUCGCCUGUUCAACAACAACACCAGCAACAACAACUGGUGUUCUCCGGUGCGUCGGGGAAUUUUUUCCUUGCUCAAUCCUCUGCCGUUGGUGCAUCGCCUAUGGGGACGCCGGUUAUGCUUGCUCCUGGUCAGGGGAAUCCUGGUGGUACCUUUAUGGUGGCACAACCUGUACCCCAGUCGGCUGUUCCCGGGGCUUCAAUAGCUGCAUCCGCCCCACCCAAUUGUAUUAUCCGUUUACCAGAUGGCCGCUUGGUUAUGCCAGCAACCGCUCCAACCCCUGUCGGUUUUAGUCCUUCUGCCAUGUCUCGAUUGCCAACCGGUCCUACAGCAUAUUAUUCUGUCCCAAUGACCAGUGGAACACCAGUUUCUGCCAAUCCAUCUCAACAACCCCAGCCAACUGCUGGUUUGGUGAAUCCUAACCCUGGACAGGCUUUUUUCAUUCAGGUUCCAUCUAAUCCUGGUAGUGGUUUCGGUGGCACAAUGAUUACCACUGUCUCCACGGCCUCAUCAAUGUCAUUUCAAUCUCAACCUCACCAGUCAACCGGUUUGCUCAAACCAGCACAAGCUCUGUCCUGUGUCGGAUCGUCACCAUUUCAAACCCGACAUCCCGUCCUGAUGCCUGUUGCCGUAUCUAGUCCUCAAACUCCUUGUAUCAUGUCACCCAAAACCUCCGGAACAUCCAGUCCUAAUACAAUAAAUGCUACAACAAAUCAACCAGGGAAUCCCACUUUAGUUCAAUGCACUGCGCCCGCUUCCUUGGAUGCACAACUGGCCUCACCGAAACUGUGCUCCAUGGUCGGUGUUAGCUCAGCCCCGGUUCAGAAUUUCCAAUCCUUAGCACCCAGUGGUAUGGCCGUAGCUCGUCUUCCAAAUGGAACCUAUACCACACUGGCCUACAGCCGACCACAAACUCCGACCAAUGUGCAAGCCAAUUGUACCACUCCGGGUGGAAAUGCACCUAUGCCUUCGAUGGCGACCAAUCCUACCGUGGGAUCCGGUCCGGCCCAACGGAAAUCAUCUGUAUCUGCCCGUUCCAAUCCUCGACCCCGAUUGCCUGCAUCCCCGGCGUCUGUGGACAGUGGUGAAGUGCUUCGACGCCUGGAUGAACAAAUUGCUCUUCAUCAAAAUACGCCCAAUCCGAAUGAAAUGCAAUCGGCCAAGUUGAAACAACUGAUUGAAGCACGUAACCAAUUAGCCAAGACCAUGGCAACUACGGGCAAUACACGACAAACGGACAGUCCGAACACCACAACAACAACUGGCAAUCGCCGCCAGUCGUGUCCCCAGACUCCAUCGAUUUCUCCUUCUCUGCGUCGUGAGCUGCUAAACAUGCUCGCAAAAAACAAUUUACUUCCAGCCUCCGUUAACCCAACAUCCGCAGAGACAUUUGUAGUUGAGUUCCGACUUAAUCAACAACAAUAUCGGUUACGAUUAACCCGAGCCCAGAAAACGGAUAUGGAACGUCUACUCUAUAGUGUCCGAUCGCAACGGCAAGCUGAAAUCCUCACAGUGCUGCAACAAGAACAAAAUCGGUUUAUGUCUUCCCGUCCCCGAAUCGCCAUGGCUGCAGCUACCCCAACAACUUCGAUCGCUACCACCAGUACCACCGCAAGCCCUGGCAUGUUCGUCGCUCCCAAUCCGUCGGUUAAUAUAGCUGGAAUAUCCAACCCAAAUCCUGCAUUCGGACCAACUCCUACCCUGGUUUCCCAACCAAUGCGACUGCAAGGCCCAAUUCAGUCAUUUGCUCCAACUCAGCCUAAUGCAAUCGGAAUGCAGACACAUGCCUUUGGUCAGGCAGCAGCUCCUGGGUUGCGGUUGGUUGCAACGAGACCAGUUCUCCAACCAGCUACGGGAAUGGCUGGAUCGUUGAUACGAGGCACGGUAAAUCCCUCUGCUACUGGAUUGUGUACUCCCGCCGGAGCUCCAGUUGGGACAAAUAACGCCGCAGGUGUAUCCACUGCUCCUGUGAUGGGUGUAGUUACCGCUCUGGCCAUGUCACCUAUGACUGCCCAGGGAUCAGGUACUCCAAUUUUCGCAUCUAAUCUGGGUCCAACAGGUGCGACUACCGUUGUCCCUCACGCCGUCUCUGCACUGCCGGUUUCUGGUCCGGCUGUCGUCCCAGGCACAAUGGGCAGCAAUAAUAACAGUAACACCGGGACUGCUGGGCCUGGUCUGUUCCUCUCCUCUUUCCCUCCCUCCUUAUCCGGAUCGCAGACAUUUGUGAUGCAGCAAUCUGUGAUGGUACCCAGCUCAACCGGACCGAUGUCCCUUCCAGCGAACUGUGCACUCAUACAACAAUCACCCACACCAACCCAAUCCACUAGUAUACAACCGAUCCCCCAAUCGGUUGGUACACCACAGGCAGCACCUCCAUCGAUUCAACCGGCUCAACCACAACAAUCCCAUAUUCAACCGCAACAGUCCCACGUGACUGCAUCCCAACCGAUCCGAACUCCGACUCCUAUUCAGGCCGCUCCGUCUCCGCCCACUCGUGCUGUGUUGGGUCUUUCCCUGCAACAGGCCGCCCGACUCAGUCGUAUGCGAGCCUGUUUGUCGCACGAUCUGAAGGCGUCCGUGGAAAAACCCUCGUUAGAUAUGGAGAAUAUGGAGAAGCCACCACUGCCCACGGAAUUGCUGCAAACCUUGGCAUCGUAUCACGUUCUUCGUGAUGCAGAUAAUACAGAAGAGGCUUUGAAUAAGGUGGAAAAGGUCUUGGACACCUCGAUCGCCUUGCUGUUUGAAAGGAAGCGUCAAACCAUCCGGGCCGUGGAUGCAUUGCUUUUUAGGCAAACCAUGGAACAAUUGCAACCACCAGUUGAAGAUAGACUUCUCCUCGCACAGAUGGCUCUUGAUUUGGAUCGUGACGUGUUGGCCUCAGAAAGACAGGAUUUCUCCGAGGUUUUGGCUGAAAGCGAGGACGACGUUUUAAGGGAGUCAAAGACGAACUUCAAUGGUGAUGCAGUUCGGAAAAUAGAUUCGCCGAACCCGGCAACCGAUCGCAAAGGGGGUUAUUUGCGGCAUGCCACUUCGGUCCUAUCGCCCGCUUGGCAAUCCAUGCUUGGCCCGUUGGCUUUCUUACGUCCGCUUGUAUUUGAUUCCAAUGGACGUGCUUCGUACGCCUCCCUUGAUCUGCCAGCGACCGAGAAUGAUUCGCAGUCACCGAUGGAUGAGUCUAAAUACCCGUCUGAUACUCACGAAAACGGCUCAAAGGAUGAACAACUGCUAUCAAGUCCGGGGAAAGAGAAUGCAGACCAGGCAUCUGUCUGCAUCCCUAAUGACGAUGGUGAUAAUUGUGUACACCGGCAACGACCUGAAUUAGACGAGGAUGAUGUAGAUGUAAUGUCUGACGAUGUCGAGGCAGAUCUGCUGCUUGGUCUAGGCACACGACAGUCACGUGGUUCAGUCGGCUCUGAUCCAAUGGGUGUUACAAAUGGUAGUUAUGCGUGCUUACAUGCUGGACAGCAACGUGGCGGUUCGGUCGUCGGUGUGAGCAAACGUAGCCGGGACAAAUGUGUGGCGUUCGAGGAGACGUACAAUCUGUGGCAAGAAUUGAUGCGUGAAGAAGGCAUGGACAUGGAUAUGGGUGAAAACGGAGAGGAUGAUGGUGGGAUAGGUGCGGAUACAUUGGAUGCCUCUUUGGAUAGUGCUCCGGGGUCCAUGAUCCCAGAGAACUCUGGAAGAAACCCGCUACGAACCCCGGACAACGGACCCGGAGGAUUGACGGUUGGUAUGCAGCAUUCCGAAGAUCCGGACAUCGACGCAGCAAUUCGAAGCAUUCUUUCCACAACCAACUGA